ACGCACAUCGCUUUGCCGGGUGGAAUACCGGACUGACUUUGCCCAUAUACCUUUACCACUCCAAAUUGCUCUCUCUCUCUCUCUCUCUCUCUCCCCGCAUACAUAUACUGAUAUAUUCAUCCGCUCCCUCAACAGAUCAGGCUUGCGUCUUUGAAAGGUGGAUAGAAGGAAAUUGUUAGAGUUUUGCUUUCGAUGGGGAAAGGAUCGAAGAGUGGCGUGUGCAAGACAGCGUCGCACCAGCACUUCAAGGACAGGGCAAAGAACCGUGUGGAUGAUCUCCAAGGCAUGUUUGCAGAUCUUCAAUCGGCAAGGAAGGAGAGCCGUUCGAUCGAGGUGGCCGUGCUCGAAGAGCAAGUGCAUCAGAUGCUUCGUGAGUGGAAAGCUGAACUCAAUGAGCCCUCCCCGGCCUCUUCUUUGCAGGGUGGGAGUUUAGGGACUUUUUCAUCAGAUAUUUAUAGGCUGCUGCACCUGUGUGAGGAAGAAGAUGAUGCUACCAGUGCAUUAGCUGCCCCGAAGCCUGAGCCCGAUGCUCAAAAAGUUAGCGACCGUACUGGCUUCCAGCAGGGCUUUGGUGUGAAUCAGCGGCCACAUCAGCACGACUUCCAAUUGGUUGAUCAAUGCAAAGGCUCCCCUUCGGUAGUUCAAAACAUGGGAGUCAAUAGCUCAGGUUUUCCCUCUCAGUUGGACUAUCAUGCAUAUGAUCUACAUCAAGAUGAUCGAAACUUCUACCCUGGUUUAGAUGGUACUGGGGCUCUGUAUGGAGAGGAUGCUAUGCAUCAGAUUUCUGGCAUUUUGCCAAAUAUUUGCCCUCCACCUUCUGCGUUCUUGGGGCCAAAAUGUGCACUUUGGGAUUGUCCCAGGCCUGCUCAAGCAUUGGAUUGGUGUCAAGACUAUUGCAGUAGCUUUCAUGCAGCACUUGCACUGAAUGAAGGGCCUCCUGGUAUGUCUCCAGUUCUGCGACCUGGGGGCAUUGGCCUAAAGGAUGCUCUGCUUUUUGCUGCUCUUAGUGCAAGAGCACUGGGAAAGGAUGUUGGUAUCCCCGAAUGCGAGGGUGCUGCAACUACGAAGUCUCCGUGGAAUGCUCCUGAGCUUUUUGAUCUUACAGUUCUUGAAGGCGAAACAAUCAGGGAGUGGCUCUUUUUUGAUAAGCCUCGAAGGGCAUUUGAGAGUGGGAAUCGAAAGCAACGAUCACUGCCAGACUAUAAUGGACGCGGUUGGCAUGAGUCGAGGAAGCAAGUGAUGAAUGAAUUUGGAGGGCUGAAAAGAUCAUAUUAUAUGGAUCCACAACCAAGGAAAGAUUUUGAGUGGCACUUGUAUGAAUACGAGAUCAACAAGUGUGAUGCUUGUGCAUUGUAUAGGUUGGAAUUUAAGAUGGUUGAUGGGAAGAAGAGCACAAAAGUGAAAUUAACAAAUGACUCAGUUGCUGAUUUGCAGAAGCAACUGGGAAGGCUCACUGCCGAGUUUCCUUCGGAUAACAAGCGAUCUGUGAAGGGUAGGACCAAGGCUACUACUCUGAAGGAUAGUGCCGGUAAUAUUUAUUCUGCUCCAAAAUUAAUGACUCCUACAAAUGAAGGGUUUGACUAUGGAACCGGUGGGCCCUAUGAUUACCUUGUUGACAACUUGAAUGGUGGCUACUAUUUGACGUAGUUUGAAGAAACUUGUUUGCUCAAGGAAUAAGUGGCUUUUUGGUCGGUCUAGUAGUAUACAUCGACCUAAUUGUUUCACCGGGUAGUAGUUUUGUUUAACUCUAUAACAUCCAGCCUUCAGUCUUUCAGCAAUUGAACCUCGUUUUUAUCUCGAGGAUCUUGUGCAUAGUUGAAUGCCAUAUGGAGCUGGAGGUCUGCAACAUUUUGGCUUUUGGAGCAUAUUCUAACUGGUGGAAGAUGGUUCCCAGAAUGAUAAAUUUGGCUGCUCUUAUGUCAUUUUAUUAACUAGUUGCGGUGUACUUAUACUGGAAAAUAUACCAUGGGUCGGCACUUGGCAGAAAUGGAUUGGCAGGUGGACAAUUGUGAUGUCUGCCAAACCUUUAUUUAGGUUCUAAGAGUUUCAUCUAAUUAUACCUACCGAAGGUCGAAUUUCUUGACAAGUAUUUGCAGAAAGUUGUAACUGGUUGUCGCUGGAUAUAUAGAAUGCUUUUCUUAUUAUCCUUGGGAUAUGCGUAGUCGGGUUUGUGGGAGUAUUUGUGAGUUUCCAGUGACUGUAUAUUAUACCGCUGCACUUAAUAUUUGAUCUUGAGUGUCUCCCUGGGCAGGAUGGAUCUGUAUUCUGCUUUAGAUUCAAAUGUAUCCGGAUGGAUUAUCCUUUUAGUUGCUACUACACUCUAUCAAUGGCCACUUAUGUAACAAAUAUUCUGAAUCACAAUGCAAGUGUAACUUCUCGUGAUCAGAAAGCUCUUCCAAAUUUUUGAAAGGUUGGUUUGGAUUA
Molecule: messenger RNA, 2424 nt
Organism: Rhododendron vialii
Lineage: Eukaryota; Viridiplantae; Streptophyta; Magnoliopsida; Ericales; Ericaceae
Product: transcription factor VOZ1
Exons: 5
Coding region: 193-1647 (484 amino acids)
Biological process (GO): positive regulation of long-day photoperiodism, flowering; regulation of DNA-templated transcription
Source: RefSeq, a predicted model, not a curated record